This is a messenger RNA of Pteronotus mesoamericanus, 1320 nucleotides long. RefSeq names its product hydroxysteroid dehydrogenase-like protein 2. Lineage: Eukaryota; Metazoa; Chordata; Mammalia; Chiroptera; Mormoopidae. Gene Ontology annotation, cellular component: mitochondrion. The record is from RefSeq and is a predicted model, not a curated record.
GCCACUGAUUUUGAUCUACGGAAGUCAUGUUACCCAAUACAGGGAAGCUAGCAGGAUGUACACUUUUUAUCACAGGUGCAAGCCGUGGUAUUGGCAACGCUAUUGCAUUGAUAGCAGCAAAGGAUGGAGCAAAUGUUGUCAUUGCUGCAAAGACCAGUCAAGCACAUCCCAAACUUCCAGGCACUAUCUAUACUGCUGCUGAAGAAAUCGAAGCUGCUGGAGGAAAGGACUUACCAUGUAUUGUUGAUGUGAGAGAUGAACUGCAAAUCAGUAAUGCAGUGGAGAAAGCAGUUGAGAAAUUUGGAGGAAUUGAUAUCUUGGUGAAUAAUGCCAGUGAUAUCAGCUUGACCAACACAUUGGACACACCUACGAAGAAGGUGGAUUUGAUGAUGAACGUUAACACCAGAGGCACCUACCUUACAUCUAAAGCAUGUAUUCCUCAUUAAAAGAGUAAAAUUGCUCAUAUUCUCAAUCUCAGCCCACCACUGAACCUAAAUCCAUUGUGGUUCAAACAGCACUGUUUUUAUACCAUUGCUAGGUAUGGUAUGUCUAUGUGUGUGCUUGGAAUUGCAGAAGAAUUUAAAGGUGAAAUUGCAGUCAAUGCGUUAUGGCCUAAAACAGCCAUACACACUGCUGCUAUGGAUAUGCUGGGAGGAUCAGGUAUUGAAAACCAAUGUAGAAAAGUUGACAUCAUUGCAGAUGCUGCGUAUUCCAUUUUCAAAAAGCCUAAAACUUUUACUGGCAACUUUAUUAUUGAUGAAAAUAUGUUAAAAGAAGAAGGAAUAAAGAAUUUUGAUGCCUAUGCAAUUAAACCAGGCCAUCCCUUGUUACCAUAUUUCUUCUUAGAUAAAUUGCCAGAUACAAUUACCCAAAAAAUGGAAUUACAUGAUUCUGCUCCACAGCUGAAAGAAGAAAAGCCACAGCCACCAUCAAAACCACGUUUUGGAGCUGUGGAAGAAACAUUUAGAAUUGUUAAGAACUCUCUCAGUGAUGACAUUGUUAAAGCCACUCAAGCAGUCUAUAAGUUUGAACUCUCAGGUGAAGAUGGUGGAACGUGGUUUCUUGAUCUUAAAAACAAGGGUGGGAAUGCUGGAUAUGGAGAUCCAUCUGAUCAGGCAGAUGUGGUGAUGAGUACGUCCGCUGAUGAUUUUGUAAAAAUGUUUUCAGGGAAACUAAAACCAACAAUGGCAUUCAUGUCAGGAAAAUUGAAGAUUAAAGGAAACAUGAUGCUAGCAAUCAAAUUGGAGAAGUUAAUGAAUGAGAUGUAUGCCAAGCUGUGAAGGAAAAGAAAAAAAUAUGUUGAACUCUAAGCUCAAAAAU